GUUCAAAUUCCACUCUCCAGCCAAAACAAGCCCUUCCUCAUCUAAUGCGUUAUUCAAGGGCUCUUAAUAUUGGUCUUUCGACGGAAAUUUUUGUGCUUCUCUUUAAUUGAUUUAGUGUUGAUUCCAGCCUCAUGGAACUCGGGACUUUUUUAAGUUGAAUCGGCACAUGACACACGAAAUAAUCGACCUUUGAAACCACGCGUCGUCUCAUCUUCACCCACCACAGAGCGUCUAAGCCAAACAAACAGUUGUAUCUCAACUUCCAUUGACUAAUCUUCUUGUUGAAGUCUUAGAAACAAAACUAGUUAUCCCUUACCAUAUGGAUUGGUAAUGCUGUAGCAGCAUGCAAAGAUGCCUCUAUCUCCAAACCCUUCAUCGAGCUACCCGUAGUCGACUCGCCAAUCCUCCCCACAGACCAUGGCAGCGACUCUAUAGCAUCCGGAGCCAUGACCGUGUUCAAGUCCGAUGCGGUUCAGCUGGCCAUGUGAGCAUUGACCUCAUCAACAUUACUGAGCAGCCAGACUCUCCACUCUUCAUUCAACUCCCAGCUUCACCCGUGGAUGGUAAUCAACCUCCCCAUAUCCCCAGAUUUCUCCAAGGGAAGCCGCUUGCCAGCAUCAACUAUCGUUGGAACUUCUUCGACGAUGAGUCGAGUGAAACUGCUCCAGUCGACGAUGUCUGGCCAACGCCAAUCCACGAUACCUUCUUCGCCUAUCAGUGGAUAGUCGAGAAUCUUGCUCCAGAAGGUCUCAAGAGGCGUAAUAUCUAUGUCUAUGGCUCUCAUCUAGGCGCAAGUCUCGCUUCAUCUCUGGCACUCUCGGAGUCACGACCGCACAAACCAUUUGCGGUCCGGGGUUUGGUGGCAUAUAACGGAAUCUACAAUUGGACCAUGUUCUUCCCGGACCAUCCAGCAAAUCAGCUCGGAAAGUAUGCAAAUAACAGAACCAACUACUACCGGCCUCGAGAGGGAACGUACGUGCACUACCUUCAGCAGAACCUACCGAUCUUCUUCCAGUCAACGGUCGACAUGUUCGAUGUCUUCGCCAGCCCAAGCCUCUUCUUCCACAAUCCAGGAUUAAAAGUUCCUUCGUCUUACCACCUGUCGGAAGAAGAGUCUGCAGCCAUCGAAGUCCUGACCAACCCGAAUGCCGAGUUCAAUAUGAAAGAAAAGACACCACGUAUGUCGAGGCUGGUGUUUCCGCCCCGCAAAUCGACGCUCAAGAUCCCCGAGACACUUCUGCUGUACGACACACUUCCUGUGCCGACAGCGACGAACAGAUCGGGCCGGCCAUUUGGUGGGAAACAGUGGGGAAACAGCUUAGAGCUGCAAGCGCGCGAACUGGGCGAGAUGAUGCAGCGAAGUAUCCAGAUGGUCGAGCUGAAGGAGAGAGGAUACUGGGACGCGGAUGUUGGGAUGUGGGAGAAUGAGCCACGUCGACGGGUCAAAAUGGAACAUGCUGGGGAAGAGUCGGAGGAUAUGGUGAUGGAUUCAAAGGGAGAGAAGGUGGUGGAAGAGUGGUUGACAGAGAGACUGUCACCAUAGAAUCGAUCUCAUGAUCACGUAGGUAGCAAUACAUAGAUAGACAUGUACAGUACAAGCAACACAUGCAGCAAUAGUUCGAAUGUUGGUUGAUAAAGAGUUGCCCUAUUUUGGGGUAGCACAGCGCUAAAGCAGCGACGGAGCAUUGAGAAAGCUUGUCUGGUGGGGUAAUAUGCGAUUGGAUCCCUUGAUAACAUCGAGCGAGCGAGACGUAUCUCUUUGUGUCG
This is a messenger RNA of Fusarium verticillioides 7600, 1767 nucleotides long. RefSeq lists its product as hypothetical. The record is from RefSeq and is a predicted model, not a curated record. The transcript has 2 exons. NCBI's taxonomy places the organism in Eukaryota, Fungi, Ascomycota, Sordariomycetes, Hypocreales, Nectriaceae. Bases 344 to 1543 code for a protein of 399 amino acids.